Molecule: messenger RNA, 1325 nt
Organism: Pundamilia nyererei
Lineage: Eukaryota; Metazoa; Chordata; Actinopteri; Cichliformes; Cichlidae
Product: ras-related protein Rab-7a-like
Exons: 5
Coding region: 83-715 (210 amino acids)
Biological process (GO): endosome to lysosome transport; phagosome-lysosome fusion
Cellular component (GO): phagocytic vesicle; late endosome; lysosome
Molecular function (GO): GTP binding; GTPase activity
Source: RefSeq, a predicted model, not a curated record
CCAUGAAAACGCAACACAGGAAGUCAGGAAAGUAUUAGUAACUAAACUCUCUUGCGUUUUGUCUUAAUGCAGCUGUGGAAAAAUGACAUCCAAGAAGAGGGUUCUCCUGAAAGUCGUCCUCCUGGGAGAUUCAUUUGUUGGGAAGACCUCCUUAAUGAACCAGUAUGCCAUCAAGAAGUUUAGUAACCAGUACAAAGCCACAAUAGGAGCAGACUUCAUGACGAAGGAGGUGAUGGUUGGAGACCAGGUUGUUGUAUUGCAGAUCUGGGACACAGCUGGCCAGGAGAGGUACCAGUCUUUGAAUGCUGCCUUCUAUCGUGGAGCAGACUGCUGUGUGCUGGUUUUUGACUUGACAGCGCAAAAAACCUUCAAAUCGCUUGACAACUGGAAGGAAGAGUUUCUGUUCCAGGCCAGCCCUCGAAAUCCCGAGAACUUCCCAUUUGUGGUGCUAGGCAACAAGAUUGACUUGGAAAACAGAGAGGUGACCACCAAAAGGGCUCAAGCCUGGUGCCAAAGUAAGAACAACAUCCCCUACUUUGAGACCAGUGCGAAAGACGCCACAAAUCUAGAACAGGCAUUCCAGACAAUUGCAAGUAACACACUCAAACAGGUCUCACAGGGGACAGAUGUGGAGUUGUAUUAUGACUUCCCAGAGCCCAUAGUAUUUGGAGAGAAUGAUGAAUCUAAGUCUUCAGCAAAAAGAUGCAGCUGCUAAGGGAAAACUUUAACCAUCUUCUUUCUUAACUUUUUGGAAACACACUGUCACCUUGGUUACAUCACCUCCAGGGAAUGGAAACAGCCUACUGUUCUCCCUCCUCCAUGCCAUUGUUUAUUCCAUCAACACUACCCUUCACACAAUGUGCUGCACAUGGAAGGGCCCCCUCUAUCUUUAUAAACAAAUUAAUACACAUUUCUAGCAUCUCUCGCAGGAAUCAUGGGGUAACCUUUGACCGAUUUUUCACUUUGAAUGCUCGCAUUAAAUCUCUGGUUCAUCUUUGCUUCUAUCACUUUAAAUCGAUUAAGAAACUGAGUCAAACUCCACUGUGUCAUGCUCUGAACUGGACUGAAUAUUUUUCAUGUCUUUACUUCAUUGGGUUUAAGUUGCUCAUUUGUUUUGAUGGUUAUUAUCUUAACAAGACUUCCUUGGAACUUUGAAGCUUGCACCACUGACAAACUCUUGUAAAUACUCACAUAUCACACUGUUGCUAAUUCAGCUGAACUGACUCCCGAUGAACUUCCAUGUACAUUUUAAGAUUUUUAUUUUAUUUGAUUCGUUUUGAUUUAUUUUGAUAAUAAACAAGCAUCAGUGUACAUCAGUGUGAACU